This is a messenger RNA of Megalops cyprinoides (Indo-Pacific tarpon), 2171 nucleotides long. RefSeq lists its product as uncharacterized. Bases 270 to 878 code for a protein of 202 amino acids. Gene Ontology annotation, molecular function: ferrous iron binding; ferric iron binding. Gene Ontology annotation, cellular component: cytoplasm. The transcript is spliced from 3 exons. The record is from RefSeq and is a predicted model, not a curated record. Lineage: Eukaryota; Metazoa; Chordata; Actinopteri; Elopiformes; Megalopidae. Gene Ontology annotation, biological process: intracellular iron ion homeostasis; iron ion transport.
UCAGGCGCACCGGAUGAAGCCAUGAGGGUGAACUGGAAGCGAUUGAAUGCUGCCAGCUUCUAAAUUUAUCCUGCUGUAGUAAAACUUACUCUGUCGAAAUUGCACAUAUUUAUUUAUUUUUAUGUAAAACUACAAUCGAAACAUAUCACGGGAUGUAAGACAAACGUAAACGUAUCAUUUGAAGUUAGGUGCACAACUGAGAGCCAUCAUCGUUCAAUGUAAAGUUUAUUUUUUUCGUCAAAUCGUCACAACGAUUUGUGAAACAAAAAAUGUCCGAACCAAGUGGCAAAAGGCUAAAAACAAGCUUUCCCAUCUGCAAGACUCACCGAGCCAUCAUCGGGACCCGCGUGAAGCAAAAUUUCCCUACGGUCGUGGAAGAGAGCAUAUGCGGCGUAACGACCUUGCUUAUGGAGGUCGCUUAUCGGCUUGAAGCGCUGGCUAAGAUAUUUGAGCAGGAUGACAAUGCCCUCCCAAGAUUUGCUGCAUUUUUCCACCAGGAAUCAAAGAAGGAACAGAGGCAGGCAGAGGCUAUGCUGGACUACCUGAGGGAGCGUGGGGGACAGUACUGCAAUAAAGACAUCCAGAAACCAGGCUAUGAGGGUGUGUGCACCGUGCUGCAGGCUCUGGACCUGACACUGGCCCAGUGGAAGGAGGUAAUGGCCAUCCUGUUGGAGCUGAUCCAGUGCGCCAAGGAGCGGGGCGACCCGCACACUGCCAGCGUGGUCAAGUCCAGUUUCCUGGGCCCGCUCGUCCCCAAGGUCAAAACACUGGGUGACCUUUUGACCAACGCACGGAGACUGGGCUGCACCCAUGAUAGGACAGGGGGCUUUGGGGAGUACCUUAUGGACCAGCUCCAGGAGGAGUUGGCUGGUAUCUGACCCCCCCCCCCCCCCAUCUUCUCUCUUUGCUUAUAAACACCUCCACUAAUUGUUGGGUACAGUUGGGGUUUUUUAUUGUCAGCCUCCAAGUGAACAUUUUCCAACAUUUUUUUUUACACUUUUCCUGGUUAUUCUCAAAUCACUACUUUGUAAGGCAGCAUAGCUUUGAUGGCAUGAUCAGACCAAAUUCAGUUGCACACAGGCAAUACAUAAAGCAGGAAUGUGCUAGUAGUAGAUCACUCCAAAAAUCCAGCUAUAAUAGCAGAUUUUAGAACACAUAGACUGUCCUCAGCUCAUGGUAUGGUUUCAUUUUAUUCUGACAUCUUGUAAAGGAUGUACCAUAAAAGAGCACCCAUUUGUGUGUAUCCAGGAUGCAUUCAGCAUGUAGCCAUAGAAACACCUGUGCCUGUACCUUGAAGAAGAGUGUGUCACCCACUUGCUUUUACAAGUAUUUUUGUACUUAAAACUGCUCUUCCUUUAAGUAGUAUACAAAGCAGAAAGCACUUAGUGAAAUUUGGUAGCUAGAUACACUGUGGUGGACUGUUCCAGUUUUAGCAUAAUAUAUUUAUCACUCUGAGUCUUUGGCAUACUGUUAUUUUUCAUGUUAUCUUAAAACAAAAUAAAAUUUUAUUUCUAUUUUUGAUGGUGAGGACUUUAAAAAGUAGUGGAUGUGUUUAGUCUUGAAAUAACAUACAGAUUUCUGGUUUCUGAUUUUAAUAUGAGUGGGGGUCAGUUCAAUCACAGCUACUAUAGGAAUUACCUUAUUGCACUAUUUAAUAUUUAACAAAACACAAAUUAUUAUUUUUAUCUCUCUGAUGUAAGUGCCCAAGGAGUUUUACAUUUACAUUUAGUCAUUUGGCAGACACUUUUAUCCAAAGCAACUCACAAGUGAGGUAGAGUAGAACACAAGCAAAAAACCAUAAGGAGUCAACAAUAUUAGAGGUUUUAAAUGAGUCGUGCCCAGAAAUACAUUGUAUUUUAGUCCCAGCUCAGGUUUUACUUGGAGCCACUGAUUCACUGGGAUCAAGGAUAUCACUUCUUGUCCUAGGUGCUAAUCAGUUGUCAAAGACAACACCAAAUCUAGCUGCACAAGGAAUCUCAGAACAUCAUUGCACAGCACUGAUUUGAAUGGGCAGCAGGAGUAUAUCUAUUUAGUUGAUCAGGCAGGUUUUUAAAUCAGUCUGUGUUUCAGGUCUUGCCUUUAAGAAUUUGUUUCUUCCCCACAAGAACUGAAGGUUUCCACUGUGAUGUGGUAAUGACUUUGAUCAUUUUGUUGAGUAAAAGAAUGCAAUA